This is a messenger RNA of Necator americanus (New World hookworm), 561 nucleotides long. RefSeq lists its product as uncharacterized. Bases 1 to 561 code for a protein of 186 amino acids. The record is from RefSeq and is a predicted model, not a curated record. Lineage: Eukaryota; Metazoa; Nematoda; Chromadorea; Rhabditida; Ancylostomatidae. The transcript has a single exon.
AUGGCUGGAGAGGAGAAAUUCGCCAUUCUGAAACUCUACCGUGGAAGCGCACCUCGACUCCGCAUCGACUACACGGACAAAAAUGACCUGUACGAGAAGUUUAUGGAGAAAAUCAAUCGACUCAACUAUCCUGUCGGUGAGAUAUACACAGAGGACGACGACUACGACCGUCUACUGAUCAAAAACGCUGACGAUCUCUACGCUGCUGCUCGUUACAACGGUCCGCAGUUGAAAGUGCAUGUUCUUCGCGCCCCCGAGCAUGAUGUCUUUUCGUGUCCGAGUAAUGACGAGGAAAAGGAAGAACGAAAAGAAGGAGAGAGCUUGAAAGAGCUACAUGCACGUAGGCGCUCUCGAUCUGAACCUCGUCAUGGAUCGCGUCACCAUGCUGGACACUAUUACUAUCCGAUUCCGUGGAACUAUCCGCCAUGGAUUGAUCUCCGCUAUGGGCGAAUGCCAUUCUUCUCCGAUCCACAAGGUUUUUCUAAAGAUCACGAACAUCAAAAGGAGGGUGGACGUAAUUGCCAAUGUGAACGACUCUCCCAGGAUUUUGCAAAGAUCUAA